GAUUUCUUCUCAGAAAGUCUAGCGACUCUGUGCUGACUUGGCGUACCCUCCUCCAGAGUCUUCACACAGCUACCUCCUGCUUAGCUUUCAGCUCUUGGCUCACAUGUUACCGCCGAGAGGCCGCCCUGACCUUCUGAGCUAAAGCAGCAUCCCCAGCCCUCCACCAAUCACUAUCUCCUUGCUCUCUUCUCUUUUCAUUGUGCGUAUCACUAGGAACAUAUCUUCUUUGUUUAUUUGCUUUCACACUGCUUGUCUCUGUUCCCCUCUAGAAUGUGAGUUCCAUGAAGACUGGGUGUUUUCUUGUUUCCCCAGAAUCUAGAACACCACCUGGAACCCAGCAGGACAGUCAAUAUGAUUGGAAUAAAAACAUAAAUGAACUUCUCCUUUAGAAAGGAAAGGCCUGGCUGUGAACUGAGUGUUGGGCAACACAAAUCCUCCAGUGAGGAGGCCUGCUGGGGUCUUCGCAGGCCCGCCCCGCGCCCAGAGGUGACGGUGACUCCUGGUGGCCAGCAGGAGUGGGGACCCGGCACUGGACAGGCUUAACGCUGGAGUAUAGGAUUCCUGGCGGGGCCGGGGGGAGGAGAGAGGGGUGCGGAGGGAACACAGAGAACACGGGGUGAAGGGAUGUUAAGUGUGGGGUCGGGUUGGGCGCCGGGGCGAGGGGGAGGGUGGAAGCGAUCCGGCCGGGAGGGAAGAACAAAAGCUGUGGCCGGCCGUCACCCGAAAGCCCUUCGGCCGUUUAAUCUACAAGUAGGGGGUUGCCAAGAAGGGAGGGGAGGGAAGAGCGCGGGGAGCGCGCGACUCGGCCCCGAAAUCGGAGUCUGCAUUUACCACGACGCCUCGCCCGUAGUCUGGCGCCUCCUCACUGCUCCCGGCCAUGUUUCUCUGGGGAAAGCGGGAAGCAAAGAAGGGAACGGGAAGGAUCCGGGAGGGUGACGGGCCGGGAGCGGGUGGGGAUGGGGCUGCCCUGCCCGGGCCGGCGGACUGGAAAGCGGCGGCGCGCCGAAGACCCCAGGCCUGGCACGGGUCCAGCGCCUAGGCCGGCGCCCCCACCCCCGGCCGGUCCUCUGGCGGGGAUGCGGGGCCCGGAGCGCGCCGCCGGGGUGGGGAUGCGGGGCCCCGAGCGCAGAGCGGAGGCGCGGGGCGCAGCUGCCGAGCAGCGCCAGCCCCACCUGAGCGCCGGCCCCGGGCGCCCGCGCGCGUCCCCUGCGGCCACCGCCCAUCUGCGAUCCCCGCGCCCCGCCGCCUGCCCCGCGCCCCGUGGGGACUCGGGAGACCCAGGCGGCCCGCGGCUCGGUUUUUACAGGAACAGAAAGUGUGCCCAGGUCCCCCGCCUCCUCAAGUCUGUCGUCCCAGCUUUCAGGCUAACAAGGUCGUUGAAUCCUUCCUGCUGAC
This is a messenger RNA of Vicugna pacos (alpaca), 1395 nucleotides long. Lineage: Eukaryota; Metazoa; Chordata; Mammalia; Artiodactyla; Camelidae. The record is from RefSeq and is a predicted model, not a curated record.